AUGUCCCUAGAUCAAGGAAUAGUACAGGUUCCAUGCCCCUGCCACAGUGUGUUCCUGAACUUCAGCUACAUUAGAGUUUACAGCAAGCAGAUAACACGCCCAAUUGGGCUCGAACCCGCCCAAUCUGGUCACGUGGCCUCCGAGCGGCCGGCUGGCUUCCCGGUCGAGUUUCCGGUCGGGACCGGAAGUCGCGGUCCCUUUACCAAGAUGGCGGCCGCGGGGAUCGACGUGGAGGACGAGAGCAUCCUGGCGUCGAUUUUCAAGGAUUCCUUUCCCGACAACUGGAGGGAGAACCCCGACUUCACGCUGUACUUGUCGGAGCUCAGCUCGUACGGCGUGGACAAGCUGAGCCGCGAGCCCGAGAGGCUGGCCGAGGAGCGGGCCCAGAUCCUGCAGCAGACCCAGGAGUUGGCCUUCUCCAACUACAAGACCUUCAUCAAGACGGCCGAGUGCACCAAGGAGAUCUACCGCGACUUCGGCCUGGUGGAGACCCACGUCUCCCGGGCCCUGGAGAAGCUGCCGGGCCUGAGCGAGAAAUGCAGGCAGUUCAUGCAGGAGACGGAGGCCACGGGAGCCAGCAGGAGGAUGAACAGCCUGACCCUGAACCGUCACACCGAGAUCCUGGAGAUCCUGGAGAUCCCGCAGCUCAUGGACACCUGCGUUAGGAACGGCUACUACGAGGAAGCCCUGGAGCUCGCUUCCUAUGUCAAGAGGCUGGAGAAGAAGUACUCCUCCAUACCUGUUAUACAGGGGAUAGUAACUGAAGUGCGUUCAUCUGCGCAGCUGAUGUUGAACCAACUCAUCCAGCAGCUCCGCACCAAUGUGCAACUUCCUGCUUGUUUGCGGGUCAUAGGCUAUUUGAGGAGAAUGGACGUGUUCACUGAAGCAGAAUUAAGAAUAAAGUUCCUUCAAGCCCGAGAUACCUGGUUAAAGUCUAUCCUUGGCGCCAUAUCAGAGAAUGAUCCUUACUUCCACAUAACUAAAACGAUUGAGGCUUGCCGUGUCCAUCUGUUUGACAUUAUCACUCAGUACCGUGCUAUUUUCUCAGACGAGGAUCCGUUGUUGCUUUCCAAUGAUCAAGCUGUGAAUGAAAGUGCAAUUUUUCAUGGCUGGGUGGUACAGAAGAUGUCUGAGUUUCUUCAGAAGCUGGAAUUGGAUCUUCAGAGGGGUGUGGGAACCCGCUUAGAUUCAUUGCUGGGCCAGUGCAUGUACUUUGGACUUUCCUUUAGUCGUGUAGGUGCGGAUUUUCGUGGACAGCUUGCUCCUAUGUUUCAGAGGGUUGCAAUAAACGCCUUUUCGAAAUCUGUGCAGGAAGCAAUAGAGAGGUUUCAGGAAGACAUGAAUCUGUACACGCUAAUCUCUGCCCCAUCCGUGCUGGGGAGCACAAUCGCAGCGACAGUUUCAACCAGUCAACCAAAUACUCUCCAUCCUCCAAUGAUGCUUCUGGACUUCCCACCACUGGCUUGCUUUCUGAACAACAUUUUAUCGGCCUUCAAUGAUCUCCGUCUCUGCUGUCCCAUAGCUCUUGCACAGGAAGUAACCCUGUGUUUGGAAGAUUCACUUGUGAAGAUAACAAAAUUGAUCUUGUCUUUUCAUCGAGCUGAGGAAACUGCUUUCAGUGAAAAAGAGCGGGAGUUAUUUGUCCAGUUCUGUGCUACCUUCACUGAAGACCUCAUCCCAUAUCUGAACCGAUGUUUACAAGUGCUUUUCCCACCAACACAAGUUGCACAGAUCCUUGGUGUUCCUCCAACUCGGAUUCACAAAUAUGGCUCUAUUGGGUACAUCAACCUAGAUUUUGUUCAAGAAUCGCUUGCUUUUAUCCUGCCAAAGAAGGAAAUUCUAAUUUCAAGCAAGACUAACUUUGAUGGUGAGGUGGUACAGACACCGUCCACUGAAGUGUUGGCAAGCACUGGACUAGAGACUGAAGCUAAAGCCGAGAAGCUUAACGAACAACAGCCGGCAGAGUUAUCCUCAUCUGUACUCAGCAUUGAAGCAGAAGUGACCGAGAGUAAACAACACACAGCCAGCGAGGAAUCAGAGUAUUGCGUCAAUAGUCAUUUAUGAUCUGCAUUUGUAACAUAGUUUUUUUUAAUUCAAAAAUUUGACUACGGGUAUACAGAUUCCAUUAUUUAAUGCAAUGAAUGAAUGAAUGAACAGCUGACAAAUGCUUCAUUUUUUUCUGACUCAUUGAACUUGGGAACUCUAAAUAAGGUUAUUUCUGUAUCAGGUCUGCCAAAUGUGCAACCGUUUGAUGUAACAAAGCAUUUUAAGCUUGGUACCACACUUUGCUCUGAUACAUUUGACCCUGUGUACGUACAUACACUUUCAUCAAUGCAGUUUGCAAAAUAGAGGGGAAAUCGUAUUCCAGCCAAUUUUGACAUACAAUUGCGAUUUCAGCAACUAGUUUCGCUUUUUGGUGAUAUCUCAAAAUAUUCACUUCUGAAAUCUUUCAACUUUUGGUGUUCAUGUUACGAUAGAAAAUCUAAAGGGAAUUUGACUGUCCAGGCUAUGGUUCUAUGAAUUGACACUGUUAACACAUGCACACAUCUACUAAAUUCAAUCUACUUUCAUUCCCUCGGAUUAUCAAGUUAGCUGGUUACUAACAAGAAAUCUAAUGAACUACAAAUUUGUCAUUACACAACAGACAUAAAAUUGUGUUCUCAAAUUGAAAAAAACACCAUUAUUUACUGGAUUAUUGGAUAUUUUUCCUUUUAGAUUAUGGGUUAAUUUCUUUUUCUAAAACACACACACAAUAUUUUACUUUAUAUAUUGGAACUUAAAUUCUGUAAACUUAUUUUAACAACUAUCACAGAUCAGAAAUUACAGAAAAUUCAGAGAGUUAAUUCUAGAAUGCUUCCAUCUGUCAAUUGGAUGUUUGUUAAAGUACAAAUUAUUCCUGUUAUUUGACAGUUUUUGUGAAAUAAAAUGCUUUAAUAAAACAUUUUUAAUCACUUAAUCUCAAAAAUCUGGGGUCAAGAUGCUGGGAGAAAUAAUUAUUGAGUUAAAUAAACACUUUCAGUGCUCAUAUGUAAAUGGCAGGUUUCAUAUAUAAGUAACCCUUAUUAGUUGCUGUAUGUAGACACUGCUGUGCAGCUUAACGCUCUCCUGUUGCUAUAAUGAAACAGAAUUAAGUGAGCACUAAUACUCAGCAAGAAGCAUAAAUGAUUGCGGAAAUCAUUAAAAAAUGAUGAGUUGCAGAACACUGCAGAAAAUUGUAAUCAUAUUUUUGGUUUAUUUUUGACUAGUUAAGUUUGUGCUUCAAUUAUUAGAACAAAAAUAGUGCACUUGCUGUUCUGCAAAAGUAGGCAUGUUCCACUGCAUUUUUUUUACACAAAAUUAAGACAAUCCAGGGAUAAGCGUGUGAAAAGUGAAGCACACCUUGCUCUUUGUGCAUGUUUUUGUAUCCACCAAAUUUGGGGGGUGAAUCAUCCAAAUCAGAUAAAUUUGGUAAACCACUUUAAGAUAAACUAUCUAUUAAAUGUCACUAAUUAAAGGUACUUUUAAUCAAAUGAAAUUAUGUGGUCAAUGAGAACUGAUUUAACCAGUGAAUUGACUGAAGCAACAAACAAAU
Messenger RNA from Callorhinchus milii (elephant shark), 3571 nucleotides. It is a transcript of the gene cog8, whose product is annotated as component of oligomeric golgi complex 8. The record is from RefSeq and is a predicted model, not a curated record. Bases 1 to 2064 code for a protein of 687 amino acids. Gene Ontology annotation, biological process: intra-Golgi vesicle-mediated transport. The transcript is spliced from 5 exons. Lineage: Eukaryota; Metazoa; Chordata; Chondrichthyes; Chimaeriformes; Callorhinchidae. Gene Ontology annotation, cellular component: COG complex.